UUAAUUCUUCUUUGGUGACUAUGCAUUUAUGGGUAUUGGGUAUCUUAUCUGAUCUGGGAUUCAUCAGAUUCUAAAGCCUCUUUUUUCAGGGAAUAGUUUGGCAACCCAUCAGUGAAUAGCAGUCUGCAUUAUGAAGGAUUUUAAAGCUUCUAGCCAUAGAGGCCAAUAUCAUGGGAACUAUGCAGACGAAAGAAUUUGGGAUGGGGCCCGUAGUUCAGUGGAUGAAGAUCUUGAGUGUGCUGUGGCAAUGUCACUUUCAGAACAAGACCAAAAAGGGAAAAACGUGAUUGGUAAAUUGCAUGAGGAAGAUGAACAACUUGCCAAAGCUCUUCAAGAAAGUUAUCCUUUUGCGGAAGAUGAACAACUUGCCAAGGCUCUUCAAGAAAGUUGUCCUUUGGAGGAAGAUGAACUACUUGCCAAGGCUCUUCAAGAAAGUGGUCCUUUGGAAUUGGCGGAAGAUGAACUACUUGCCAAAGCUAUUCACGAAAGUCUCUUGGAGUCUCCUCCCCAAAACAGAAUCUGUGCUGGCUGCAACACUGAGAUUAGCCCUUUGAAAAUUUUGCGCCGCAUGGAUGCUAUUUGGCAUGCAGAAUGUUUUCGUUGUCAUGCUUGCAAUCUACCCAUUAAGGAUCAUGAGUUUUCUACGUCAGGCAAGCACCGUUUUCACAAAUCCUGCCAUAAGAAGCCGCAUCCCCCAAUAUGUGAUGUUUGCAAGAAUUUUAUCCCAAAAAAUUCAGCAGGUCUUAUUGAGUGUAGGGAACGGCCUUUCUGGAAGCAGCAGUUCUGCCCCUCACAUGAACAUGACAGAACUCCUCAGUGUUGCAGCUGUGAAAGAAUGGAGACGAGGGACAGGAAAUAUCUAUUACUUGAUGAUGGUCGGAAGCUUUGUCUGGAGUGUCUAGACUCAGCAGUUAUGGAUACUAAUGAAUGCCAGCCUCUUUAUAUUGAAAUACAAAAUUUCUUCGAAGGUUUACAGAUGAAAGUGGAGCAGAAAAUUCCAAUGCUCUUGGUUCAGAGACAAGCACUAAAUGUGGCCAUGGAUGGAGAAAAGAAUGGUCACCAUCACAUGCGUGAGACCAGAGGACUUUGUUUGUCAGAGGAACAGACGGUUACCACUAUCUCUAGGAGGCCAAGGAUGGUGGACAACCAAAUUAUAGACGUGGAAACUGAGCCUUGUAGGUUGAUCCGUAGGUGUGAAGUAACAGCAAUUCUUGUUUUGUAUGGCCUUCCUAGGUUGUUGACUGGGUCAAUCCUGGCUCAUGAGAUGAUGCAUGCGUGGCUCAGGCUUAAAGGUUACCCCAAUCUUAGUCCAGAGGUUGAAGAGGGUAUCUGCCAGGUCUUAGCUCAUAUGUGGAUGGAGUCUGAGAUCCGUUCAGCAUCUGGAAGUGAUGUUGCUUCAUCAUCAUCUUCAUCAUCCUCUUCUUCCUCGUCAUCAAAAAAGGGUAAACGAUCUGAGUUUGAGAAGAAACUUGGUGAGUUUUUCAAACACCAGAUUGAGACAGAUGAAACAUCAGCUUAUGGAGAUGGAUUCAGGAAAGGAAACGAGGCAGUGCUCAAAUAUGGCCUGAAGCGUACUCUUAAACAUAUUCAAAUGACAAAAAACUUUCCUUAGUGAUAUGUAGUAUUUUCCCUACGAGUAAAAUUUAGAUACAGUCUUUAAGUGUUGUAUUUUAGGUUUUUUAAUUAAAUUCAAACACCUUCAUUGAAUUUAAUUGUCAUUAGACAAGAUAGCACUAAUUUGUCAUAUGUUUGAAUUUAAUUGGGGCUUAUCAUACUUAGGUCAAUAGAACUAAAACUUAUUAUGAAUUCAAGAGACAAAAAUAAACAAUAGAAAUGUUUGUGUAAUUGUUGUAAUCUACCCUUGACCUCAUAAUAAUACUACAUUGUACGUA
Quercus lobata is the source of this 1892-nucleotide messenger RNA. RefSeq names its product protein DA1-related 1-like. The transcript is spliced from 12 exons. NCBI's taxonomy places the organism in Eukaryota, Viridiplantae, Streptophyta, Magnoliopsida, Fagales, Fagaceae. Bases 131 to 1612 code for a protein of 493 amino acids. The record is from RefSeq and is a predicted model, not a curated record. Gene Ontology annotation, molecular function: ubiquitin binding.